CGCUGGGGAUGGUCCCGGGCUGAGUGUCCACCAUGAGCCCGGCAGAGAGACGCCUGCUCCGCACUUGACGCAAACCCGUCCGAACUUAAACCGGCUCCGUCGCAGCUUCGUGGGGUGACAUUUUUCGCACAUUUUAGCCGCCCCAGACGACAGACGCCUCCUCCUUGAAGGACGAAUGACACCGGCUCACCUCAUGAUUUCAUCCUGCUAAAAGCGCUUGCGAGUCACAACAGUUUCUUCAUGGCGUCUCCACAACAGUCAAGAAUUCAGUCGUACCUGGAAAAGAAUAAAAUCGGACCCUUGUUUGAGGAGUUGAUGACCAAAUUGAUAACUGAGACUCCAGACCAUCCAAUCCCUUUUCUCAUUGAUCACCUGCAGACCAAGCAAGACAGCCCUGGCAAACUGCACAGAGCUCUCUCUGGCUCCGCAGCAUUGUGGGCUCAAAGCUCUCCAGAAAACAAAAACACUCGCAGGGAGUACAGCAACUAUGAGAAGCCAUGGCAAAUUCACCCGAAGAAACCGAAGAAAUCCAAGAGCGACCUGGCUGUGUCAAGUAUUUCUCCUCCAUCCCCAGAGUCAAAGUCUUUGCCUCGAUCAAUCGAAUGCCCCUCCUGGGACUGGAGGGAGAGCCGCGACUUUGAUGAGCUCAACCACAUUUUGCAGGAGAGCAAGAAGCUGGGCAAGGCCCUGGAGAGCCUGUCACGCAGUAUCGCCAUCUCUGAUGAGCUUGACCAGAACUUGGGAGGAUACAACUCUGUGUUGCGUCCUCGGGUGGUGGGGGAGUGGAUUGGCCGAGAGGAGGAGGAUGCUGACCCACUAGCUGCAGAGAUGCUGCAUCCACCCAUACCACGGAGCAAAAACGAUGUGUGUUGGAGUGAUGACAGCAGCCCUGCUGGGAGCCUCAAGAUGGAAACAAAGAGUAAAGGUUUAAAAGAGCAGCAGCAGCAUCACAAGAAACUGCUGGCGGCCAUGUUGUCCCAGGACUCCUUUGAUUCGGUCAACAGCCCCGCCCUCUCCAUCGCAGAGGAAGAGAUAGAGGAUGAAGACGAUGCCAUGGAGCUUCUGGAGGACCUCGAUGACCUGCGGAUGGAAGGUGUGACUGGACUAGCUCCAUCCGGCAGCAAGUUCAGCCAGGGACGCAGCUCCUAUCAGCCCGAACCGCAGGCCAAAGUUACACUCAACAUCUGCUCUAGGUGUGCCAGGCUGCAGGGGGACAGUUUAUCGGACACCAAAUCUGAUGAGGAACACCGGCCUCACAUAUCAGAACAAGCCGUACCUGACAUCUCCUCCCCAUUGCCUGGGGUGGACAUAGCGGCGGGACGAGUGCUGGAAUGUGAGGCCUUGUCUCAAGUGUCGAGCUCGCGUCAGGCUGUCUGGGAGGCUGAUCUGAAGGCUGUGAGAGGUGGGAGUUCUGUGGGGCAGACGGGCCUGCUACUGGGCGACUCCCUCUUUUCUAAAGAGCUGGAGAACAUGGGCAAACAGCUCGCUGAGGUUGAGAAGGACCUGGCGAAGUUGGCAGAAGUAGGAAAAAUGACCACCCGGAGCUCCAAUAAUCCACACAGUAGCUUGUUCAACACCCCCCUGCGCCACCGAACCCUUCCUGACACACUUCCUCUCCCCAGCCUGAUUUCUAGACCCCAGUCUCCAGCUGGAAGCCUCUCAUCCAAACCCUGUGGCGUGGGCCUCCCUUUGCUAAGCCCCAAGCCCACCUCCCUGGUAAUGGGUCGGACUCAGUCUCCCAGUAACCCUGGGAGCAGGACUCAAACCCCCAGAACACCCAGCAGGCCCCUUACCCCUAAUAGUUUACUGACACGCUCCACCUUUAACACUGGGUCUCAUAAAGAGGUGACUUUCAGGAGAUCACGGAGCCGCCCUGUGACACCCACCCACAGUCAGCCCACACACCCACGGCCGCUGCUCACCCCUCCUGGACUAAGCACUACAGACAGCCUCGGUGCCAGCCUACGGGCUUAUCUGUCUGAGGAUGAGUUUUACCAGCAGUUGCAGGCUAUUAGACAGCCUUGGCAUAUUCCCAGUGACACAGACAGUGACAUCCUGGAGCCUCCAGAACAGGACAAAAGUGGUGCACGAGAUGCCAAUAAGAGAUCAGUGUUUUCAGGAUUAUAGUGACGAAGACCAGAGACAUAGAUCCAAUCAAACUAUUAUGCAAACCACUGGACAUUUUGAAUAUAUGUACAGAGACAAUUAUUUUUAUAAUUAAUAUGAAUGAAAAAAAGAUUGUAUACUUUUUCACAGAUAUUUCAUAGACAUUAUACUGUAACUGUAUGAUAUAAUGUGAAAAUAGUAUGGGAUAUAAUAUUUAUUUUUGUUUGCUUUAUAGCAUGCUAUUGAACUUCCAUUUGGAGUCCAGAGACAGAUGCAUUUUGUUGUUGACAGACUCUUUUUCUAGGUCUAGUAAAUAAUUCCAUUGUGAGGGCAGCACAUCUACCAUAUGUUAAGAAGCAGUUUCUUGACUUGCACUGUUACAAGAUGUAGUGUUUUGGAAAUAAACAGCCUGUGGAGGGAAGACAGUGAAUGCUGUUAUAUUAAUAAUUAAA
Sphaeramia orbicularis (orbiculate cardinalfish) is the source of this 2558-nucleotide messenger RNA. RefSeq names its product chromosome 20 C8orf34 homolog (gene c20h8orf34). Bases 241 to 2127 code for a protein of 628 amino acids. The transcript has 15 exons. Lineage: Eukaryota; Metazoa; Chordata; Actinopteri; Kurtiformes; Apogonidae. The record is from RefSeq and is a predicted model, not a curated record.